Molecule: messenger RNA, 300 nt
Organism: Boeremia exigua
Lineage: Eukaryota; Fungi; Ascomycota; Dothideomycetes; Pleosporales; Didymellaceae
Exons: 3
Coding region: 1-300 (99 amino acids)
Source: RefSeq, a predicted model, not a curated record
AUGGCUCGCAAGACUGCGACAAUAGCGACGCGAGGCAUGGAGAUCAAAGGCGCCUUCAUGCACGCAUUCUCCAUUGUCACGCUCGGUAUCUUCGUAGCAGGAUACUCGACUGCCCGCUGGGACCUCACUACUCGCCUCUACGAGCUAGCAAUCUUUGCUUGGGACCACGGCGUUGUCGCCAGAGUCACGAAAGGCUUUGCGAUCCUGUCGUUGUUCUUCUUUCUGCUUGUGCUGCCUUUUGCGCGCCUUGCGACCGAGGAGACAGAUCUUGUCGGUGCAGCCUACGUGAACUGCGAUUAG